Molecule: messenger RNA, 2190 nt
Organism: Ectocarpus siliculosus
Lineage: Eukaryota; Phaeophyceae; Ectocarpales; Ectocarpaceae
Source: the annotation of a GenBank genome assembly
CUUCGUUCCAAAUGAAGGGCUUCGAAGGAUUCUUCUCCCCGCUUCUAACGCUCCCGACGGACACGAACACUGCACGUCGACCAUGGGAGAGAACCGACAAGAACCUAGGCGACAGCGGUGACCCUAACGGUCCGUCAGAAUCGCCAGCAUCGUCAUCGCACCCAUCACAGCUACACCCUGAACUUGCUCCUGUCUCCACUUCGUCGUUCGACUCUAUUCCGAGUCCAGUGAAAGAGAACAAUCCCGAGAACAACCGCGAGCUUAGGCGACGCCUCACAGCAGCAGCAGCAGCAGCAGCGGCAACAGAAACAGCAGAAGCAGCAGCAGCGGCGGCGGCGGCAGCAACAGCAGCAGCUGCAGACGACGACGAUUCGUGUUGGAUAUUCAUGCAUAUGGACAAGAGCGGCGCUUCAGGGGCUCGGCGUGUCGCCACGGAGCAGUGGCGGAAGGAUGAGCUCGUGUUCGACACUGUCCAGUGGCGCCGGGGUGACGGCUUUGCGGCGGACGUCAUGGCUUCUCGCUGGAAACUCCUGCAUGGAGGCUGCGUGGAGAGCCUUCGGAACCAUAAGGGACGGUCGUGCAAGUGGAUCACCAUCUUCAGGCACCCGAUCGCGCGUCUUUUAUCCGCGUAUGACCAUUGCCUGGGGGCCCCCAAGGACCCCGUUUGCCCACCCACCGAAUCGACGGGGUUGGCAGCAUUUGCGGAACUCUGGGGUAACUUUGCCAUGAGACAAUUCGCGCUGGCGGCCGUAUCACCGUCCGCAGUGAAGGAAUGGGCAGCGCAAAGGCAAGCACGAACGGGUACGUCCAUGUGGUACCUUGUCAAGGAGUACCUGGCUCGGGGAGGGAUAGCUGAAGACGAGGUGCUCGGGAGCAAGCUGGAGCCUGUGAAGGGGCUGCUUAGCACGCAGUACGCUGCUGUCGGCAUAGCCCAGGAGCUGAAAACGACGAUGGUUCUGUUUAGCAAGGCGCUAUCUAUGGAAGGUCUGGACUGGUCGUCCUCGUGGGCGACACUCGGCAUCAACGAGGAAGACAAACAAGAUUCAGAGUACGACAUAACUGAAUCCGAACCAUUUCGCCAGGCUCUGGAGAAUCCUAGAAUUGUUUCUGCCCUACGGUUGGAUAUGUCUCUCUACGAGCAUGCCGUGCACGUAUUCAAGGAUCAAGUUGCCCAAUUUGGAAUUGAGUAAGGAUGACUGGCUACUGCAGGCCGUAGGUUCGAUACCAUGGUUGUUUUCGAGAAGUGCUGGAACCAACGUUGCACCUACGCAACCGGCCGCAAUCAGAUUUUAGUGCUGUACCUGGAAGGGCUUAGACCUGUAAAGGGAGGGGCGGUGCAUGACCCCAUCCAUAUUAUAGUAGCCGCAAAAGUUCGCUUGUUUCGAAUGUCUUGUCUUGCUUGCGAACGUCCUAAGCCCGGAUGCAUGCAUACGGGGUUUGUUUUAUGCCCACACUUGACGCUGUUUUGUGUCGAGGGAUGCACAGCACAUGCCACACCUACGAUAACAUAUGUAUGCAAGGUAAGCCCCUGCAGCAGUAGCGAUUUGUUUUUUGUUGGGUAUUGCGCUUGGCGGUAGUAUUUGCGGAAGGUAGUGUUGGAGAUUAUUUGAAUCCUGUUAUUUUGACGUCUCUAGUUCUAAUUAUUAUUAUUUUCAUUAUGUUUUGGAGUAUUAGUGAACCGGGCGCCGAAGGCAGGGCUCGAGCGGUUGUAGAACGUGUUUUGUUGUGUUUAGGGAAAGGUCCGUACCAACGCGUCCCGUGGCACUGGCCCGCCACAUUGGAUAUCGUUUGUGAGGACGGAUACCCGCCUCUUCCCACAGCAUGCUUAAUAGAUCCCCGAUUUCCUUUCAUUUCCUCAGCCUUUCUGUUUGCACACUUGAGAUAGUGUUCGUCGGCUCCUUCUCUCCCGAGUCUGUAGCCGCCUUGCACUUCUGCUUGGGGCACCGUGCUCUGUAGCUUCCUUUCGCAUUGGUCUUCUGGUUGUAGUUUCGGCCUCUGGUCGAUCCUUUGGGGUGUUUAGAUGUCAGCGUCGGAGUUGCAGCGCCCCUCCCAGCUUUUUUCCCUUUUGCGGGCCAUAGACUAUGUGUUUGGGGAUUCUUAGUCGUAACGUACAGUCUUGUAGCAUUUGUGGCGUGAGGUUGUAUCUGUUGUUCCGAUUCUCGCGCAAUUAAUUAUGAAUUAUUAAUCGUG